CCAGCCGAGUACUGAUAUUGGUGUCAACACCUGCCCUUCGGCAGAGAUAUUGAGGAUCAAAUGAGAUAACCAUCGUCAAUGAUCAAUAUUUUUCCAUUCUCUCUUUCUUCCACCCUGUCAGAUUAGCUGUUGCUCCCCAUUUACAUGAAGGCUUUGCUUGGUCACUUGUUGCAACGACUCACGCCAGCGGAACUUAAUUGCCCCCUUUCUUCUGCUCUCAAGCUGCGGUGGAGGGUUUUCCAACAUGUUCAAGCGCGCUGCUCUGUCCCUACUUCUCUUCACUGCCUUUGUUUUCGCUGUCCAAGAGCGGGAGUUACGCCGCCUUGCACCUCGGCUUCGAGACCCUGUGCACGAAGAUACGAACGCGAAGCGAUUCGCGAGGGGUUUGCCUCCUUUACCGCCGAGGAGGAAUAUUGAAGCCUCACGAACUGAUGCUGCUCGAAGGUCACUGCCCAGCGACACCCAAAUCUGGAGCGGCAAAAUUAAAGUAUCCAGCGUCAAGGAUACGAUCGGACCAGAGAAUAAGGCCCUCGGAUACCUCGCACUGAACGCUAAUCAGACAUACUAUGUGGUAGUUAGCGACUUGAACAAUGCCAGUACAUUCACGGCUACAUUACGUCAAUAUGGUAUCACUACAAACGUGAGCUUCAAGGAUAAAGUACGUUAUCUUUCUUCCUUUGUCUACCAUUGAGUUUGCUUUCCAAAUGCAAUUCUCCAGAAUGCUCCAGCUUCCCAACAAUAUUUGGCAGGUCUGAUCCCGGCGGGCGGUGGAAAACUCACACUUCUGGGGACUUCAGAGUUAAGUACGUCGAUCCGGGAGCAUU
Molecule: messenger RNA, 824 nt
Organism: Cantharellus anzutake
Lineage: Eukaryota; Fungi; Basidiomycota; Agaricomycetes; Cantharellales; Hydnaceae
Exons: 3
Coding region: 245-691 (148 amino acids)
Source: RefSeq, a predicted model, not a curated record